This is a messenger RNA of Notothenia coriiceps (black rockcod), 2541 nucleotides long. RefSeq lists its product as uncharacterized. Gene Ontology annotation, biological process: microtubule bundle formation. Bases 1 to 1440 code for a protein of 479 amino acids. Lineage: Eukaryota; Metazoa; Chordata; Actinopteri; Perciformes; Nototheniidae. Gene Ontology annotation, cellular component: microtubule cytoskeleton. The record is from RefSeq and is a predicted model, not a curated record. Gene Ontology annotation, molecular function: microtubule binding. The transcript has 7 exons.
AUGCUUAACAACCUGGACCCUCCGGCAUCAGGAGAGCUGGAUGAGGAUGACCUCAUGCUGGAUGUGGACCUCCCAGAGGAAGGCUUGCACGACGCUGACAGGAUGUCCCACUUUGAGUGCUCAGAGAGGGCCGGUCGGCAAGGGCAGCGGCGUAGACACCAUCGCUGGAGUGGACCAGAUAACUUCUACAAUGAUGGCAGGACCCAUGUUGUUCAACACUAUGACGGUCUCAAGGCUUCGAGGAUCUCUUCACGCUCUGUCCCCUCUGAAGGCAGGCAGCAUGGCUACAUGGCAAUGCUGGAUGAACUCACACUCGAACACGUGACUCAGGACUGCGGCUCGCUGAAGAACCAGCUGCUCAGGCUCAAAACAAUGCUACAGCUUGAGGAUACUGACUCUCCAGCAGAUGUUCCUGAAGAGAUUGAAGACAAUACAACUGCAUCACAGUUGGAGGAGCUGAUCAAGGAAGUGCAGGUGCUCAGAGAGGAGCUGAGGAGCCGAGACAAGACCAUCGCUCAGCUCACAUUGCAGAGCCAACAGUUACAACAUCAGCGGGAACCAAUGCCUGCACAGGGGCGGUCGGUCAGAUGUCAGUGUCACCACCAGAGGGCGCCCUCUUCACUACGACAGGGAGAGAGACAGAUGGACAGGCGGACGCAGCAUCACUAUGACAAAGCCACGCAGACCUACUGGAGACCACAGAGCCAAGCUCCUCAAAUACUUCAGCCUUUCAACCCCUGCCUCAACGAGCACCUCCACCAGGGAAGACAAGUAAAAACUCCCCCCACCGAGGGCCGCAGUGACUUCACAAGGAGUAGAUCAGAGGAAGAAGGAACGGACAAUGAUGCUUGUCGUCCUCCUGAUGACCCCGUGGCAGAUGUGUCUGGGCCGGCAGACCCCGACGGGCUGCCUCGUCUCCUCCGCACCCACCUACGUCCUGCAGCUCCACAGGGAGUCUCUGCCAGUGACAGUGCAGCAUCAGAAGCUCAGUCUGCAGCGCAGCGUGGAGGUGGGGCACCCGCUGUGAUUUCGCAGAGCUCUGUCACUCCUAAAUCUGCUGGUUCCUCUAGCCCUCGCAUGCUGCAGCCCCCUCGCCUUCACAAGCGCGUGUCUCUUCCCGCACUCAAGCCAGGGGGCACUGGUAGCUUCGCCUCUCUGAAGCCAGGCUGCUCUUUAGGACCCCUGGCUAACCGGACCAAGCAGCUGCCCCCUCCGUCUAGAGGCCUUCCCUGCUUUAACGCUGGACCCCAGGUUCAGUCUCUAAGUCUCUGUCGCACUUCACUGCUUCAGCCUCGCAGAGCAUCGGAGCCUUUCAGUGAUCCGCGGGGCUUCCACUCCAGCCUGGAGGAGCCCAAUCAGGGGACACUCAGAGACCCUCGGUCUGCCAGGAUCCUGAUCCCUUUGAGUCGCUCAGGCCUCCCCAAGCCAAAGAUUCCCUGAGGAGCCUAAUCUCACCCGUCAGAACUUAAAACAGGAUUCACUCUGACAUUGAUAUUCACCCCCUACCCCCCUUAGACAUUAUAACAGUGUCAGUGUUUUUCCUUUUGGAUGUCACAAGAACAUACACUGAGCUCAUUAACCCACAUGGACCAAUCAGGGACUACCUGUGUCACUGACAUUGGUUUUGUGACUGCGGCAUUCACAUCUACAACUCCCACAUGAUUAACUGAUUUAAAUAAAGUAUGAGCAGGAUCUUAUCUUCCAUAGUGGUAUGUGACAGUUUUCAGAUUCAGGGGGAUUGAUGAAAGAAGAAGCGUCCAUUUAACAAGCCUUGCGCAUGCAUAUGAAUGAAUAAUAGUGUUACCAUUCACAGGGGACAGCUUUAGUUUUGUAUACCCGCUGGCUGUUAUGAAGUUUAAAAGUUUAAGUUCACAGCUGAGCCCUUUGAAACACAGGUGCAUUUGGUUUCAGACAUGGAGGGGACAUAAAUGUGACCUUUUCAGUGUAAUAGAAGACCCAGAGGCAGAUGGAGGCAAACAUAUAAAGUGGUAAAAAGAAGGAUAACAUAAAAGCAGAAGUGGCAUGGGGGCUGGUUUGAAAAACAAAUGUGUCAAAGUGCUCUGGAGCUGUCACUCCAAGAAAGAAAAGGUGUUUUUGUAAAUGUGCCAGAGUGUAUGUAUGGAGGUGAGAAAUGACAGACAUGGAGGUGAAGUGCAUACAUGUUUUUAUUUCAGUUGCAACUCACACCCUCUGUGUGCAAUUAAUCCAUCUCAGACGGGAAUAUAGGCUUAUAAAUAACAGUAUCAUGCUGGCGGUGGAGAUGAUGGUUUCGUCAUUUAGUUGAGAGAGCGGCGUACAAAAGCACUCGCACUUAAGUGUGCUCAGGUACGACCUAGGCUUUACUCAUAUUUGCGAACACACACAGUACUAACAGUGUGGAGCAGUUAUUUUAGAGCUACUUUAGAGAUGGAAAACAGUGAAGAGUACCAGGGAACAUUAUGUGUGACCUGAGUGAGGAGAAAAGCAUGUAACAAAAUUAAUUUAUUAUAUAUGAGUAUUUCAUGUGGCCAGGGAAAGGAAAGUUUGGGGCUCUCUGCUGGA